This is a messenger RNA of Macaca mulatta (Rhesus monkey), 1776 nucleotides long. It is a transcript of the gene NIPSNAP3A, whose product is annotated as nipsnap homolog 3A. The record is from RefSeq and is a predicted model, not a curated record. Gene Ontology annotation, cellular component: mitochondrion. Lineage: Eukaryota; Metazoa; Chordata; Mammalia; Primates; Cercopithecidae.
AACGUCACUUCUAACGUUUGGGGCAAGAACGUUUCAGGAAAUCAAGGGGGACCAACGCUCAGCGCAGGAGAGAAAGGCAACAAGCUACUGGACCCGCCGCGCCUCCCGCGCCGGGGUGGAGCUGACCCCGCAGAGCCCCGCCCCAGCCUGCGUCUGCCAAUGGUCCAGGAGCCGCUCCUCUCCACUCGGGAAACCUUCAGAGGAGUCUCAGAAAGGACACGGCUAGCUGCUUUUCUCAGCGCCGAAGCCGCGCCAUGCUUGUCCUCAGAAGCGCCCUGACUCGGGCGCUGGCCUCACGUACGCUGGCGCCUCAGGUGUGCUCAUCUUUUGCUACAGGACCCAGACAAUACGAUGGAACAUUCUAUGAAUUUCGUACUUAUUACCUUAAACCCUCAAAAAUGAAUGAGUUCCUGGAAAAUUUUAAGAAAAAUGCUCAUCUUCGGACAGCUCACUCUGAAUUGGUUGGAUACUGGAGUGUAGAAUUUGGAGGCAGAAUGAAUAAAGUGUUUCAUAUUUGGAAGUAUGAUAAUUUUGCUCAUCGAACUGAAGUUCGGAAAGCCUUGGCCAAAGAUAAGGAAUGGCAAGAACAAUUUCUCACUCCAAAUUUGGCUCUCAUUGAUAAACAAGAGAGUGAGAUUACUUAUCUGGUACCAUGGUGCAAAAUAGAAAAACCUCCAAAAGAGGGAGUCUAUGAACUGGCCACUUUUCAGAUGAAACCUGGUGGGCCAGCUCUGUGGGGUGAUGCAUUUAAAAGGGCAGUUCACGCUCAUGUCAAUCUAGGCUACACAAAACUAGUUGGAGUGUUCCACACAGAGUAUGGAGCACUUAACAGAGUUCAUGUUCUCUGGUGGAACGAGAGUGCAGAUAGUCGUGCAGCUGGGAGACAUAAGUCCCAUGAGGAUCCCAGAGUUGUGGCAGCUGUUCGGGAAAGUGUCAACUACCUAGUAUCUCAGCAGAAUAUGCUUCUGAUUCCUACAUCGUUUUCACCAUUGAAAUAGUUUUCUACUGAAAUACAAAACAUUUCAUUAACUGCUAUAAGAUGUGUCUGCUAAUGGUGCUUAAAUUCUCCCAAGAGGUUCUCACUUUUAUUUGAAGGAGGUGGUAAGUUAAUUUGCUAUGUUUCUUGCAUUUUGAAGGCUACAUCUGUGCUUUGUAACUACCACUUCAAAAAAUAGUUGUGUUUACUUUCUCCACGGUAUUUCAGUAUCUGUCAUACAUUAAAAAUACUUGUCACUGUUUUAAGAUCUUGACUCUUCAUUUGUUUCAGAAUAUCUCUUCUACUUUAUUCUGACAACUCUUUGCUUUAUAGCAUUUUCUUGUACUCAAAUGAUAAUGGUAACAUUUCCAUGCUUGUGACAGCAUUUUUAAAUAAUAUAUUUUAUCAACCUUUCCAUCAUGUCUGUUUUCCUGUUUUUUUUGUUUUUUGUUUUUUGUCCAGUAACAUUUAUUUUUUAAUACCAAAUAGCAUUCAUGAAAAUUAACAUAUUUCUUUACUGUGGAAAACUACAUUGUCAUUUGUGACAUCUAUAUUAAAUACGGUUUUCACAUUAGUUAUUUGUCACUUACUUGGAAAAUGAUGCUGUUAGGUCCUGGUAUUAAAAAUCUAGAAAAGAUUUGUUGGUUUAUAUGCUGAAAUGUCUUUAUUUAUAAUUAAUUUUAACUAAUAUUUACUUCAUUUUGGAUCCUGUUUAACAAAGAUACUUGAGACAUACAUUUGUUUUAAUGAAAUCUUUACGGAUAUGGAAAUGUUUGCCCUAAUAAAAGCCUACAUAUACA